Messenger RNA from Wyeomyia smithii (pitcher-plant mosquito), 2390 nucleotides. It is a transcript of the gene Fic, whose product is annotated as protein adenylyltransferase Fic. Lineage: Eukaryota; Metazoa; Arthropoda; Insecta; Diptera; Culicidae. Gene Ontology annotation, molecular function: protein binding. The coding region runs from base 180 to 1679 and encodes 499 amino acids. The record is from RefSeq and is a predicted model, not a curated record. The transcript is spliced from 3 exons.
UGUCAUCAUCGAUGGAAACAAGAAAAUUCCAAACAAUCCAGAUUGACCACGUCAAGAACAAAAGUUGAGCCAGCUGGCAGAAAGUCGUGAUUCUUUUUUGUGAAAAACUAUUAACUGAUAACUAAUUAUCGCCACGCGAUGUGUUUAGCGUCUUGUCAGUAAAAUUUAAGUUUUCCGAAAUGUGUUGCGUAUGCGAAGAAACAUCACCUAAUAUAAUGGGAUUCCGCAGGAGAUCCCAUACGAUGGGAAUUGGUUCUGAUUCAAAAAAAUGGCGCGCUCGGAUGAAUGGUUAUCACUAUUUCGUCAUCUUUCUUUGUGGCUCGCUCGUAUCUCUGCUGAUGUUUGCCCUGUUACACUAUGUCCCAAGUUAUCGGUCGCUUCCGUCUCGCGUUGCACCACACCAUCUACCGGAUGGGCGUUUCUUACAGAUAGCGGAUGAGGUGCGAGUGCUAGAACCUUACAUGUCAGCAAUCAAAAUUCCCGAUCGUAUUGAUGCCACCGAAACGUCGAGUGGUCGGAAUGACCAGUACGAUACUAAUGAGCAGGAAGCGCUGAGUUCACUGAAGAUGGCCACGGAAAUGAAAUUGAUGGGAAAGGACGAUAAAGCGCUUCGACUGUUUCAGCAUGCAUUAGCUCUAUCGCCGAAGCAUCCGGAAGUGCUAACGAAGUAUGGUGAAUUUCUGGAACAUUGCCAGCAGGAUGUUGUUACUGCAGACCAUUAUUAUUAUCAAGCACUAACCGUGAAUCCUGCAUAUUCGGAUGCAUUGGUUAACAGGCAGAGAACAGCGAGGAUUGUAGAACACUUGGAUCAGAAGAGGUUCGAACGGUUAGAUCAAAAACGUGAUGCUCUUUCGUCGGUUCACGCUAUGAAUGCUGCUUUGAAGCGUGCAGAAAAAGAAGCGUAUAUCCAGCAUAUCUAUCAUUCGGUGGGUAUUGAGGGGAACACAAUGACUUUGGCACAAACUCGGUCGAUUUUGGAGACGAAGAUGGCUGUUGAUGGGAAGAGCAUUGAUGAACAUAAUGAGAUUCUUGGGUUGGAUGCAGCUAUGAAGUACAUCAAUGCAACGUUGGUCAAUAAGAAUGAUUUUAUAACAAUGAAAGAUAUUUUGGAGAUACAUCGGCGCGUUCUGGGUCACGUUGAUCCAAUCGAAGGAGGUGAAUUCCGUCGUACGCAGGUCUACGUUGGGGGUCACAUACCUCCCGGUCCCGGAGAUUUAUCGAUUUUGAUGAACCGAUUUGAAGUUUGGCUUAAUUCAGAACAAUCUUUUUUGUUGCAUCCGGUCAAGUAUGCAGCCAUGGCACAUUAUAAGUUGGUCCACAUUCAUCCGUUCAGUGAUGGAAAUGGUCGAACGUCCCGUUUACUGAUGAAUACUUUGCUAAUGAGAGCGGGUUACCCUCCGGUUAUUAUUCAAAAGCAGCAUCGGCACAAGUAUUACGAUUAUUUGCAAAUUGCUAACGAUGGCGAUAUUCGGCCAUUUGUGCGAUUCAUUGCGGACUGCACCGAGAGAACUCUGGACUUGUAUCUCUGGGCGACGAGUGAUCUUUCCAAUCCGAUUCCUCUGUUGGCUCAGGAAAGUAUGGCCAAAGGAAUUCCGCUGAUCGACGGGUUUGAAGAGAACGUGUCCACGACAACGGAAAGUGGCGGAACGGGGGACACUAUACGGAUAGGAACCAUUUGAUAUUUGCUUGGAUCGUUGCUUAUUAUCGCUCUAGUGAUACUUCUCUUGUACCGGAAACCACAUCCAGUAGUGAUGCUGGUGACGGUAUAGAAUCGAACGUUCCUUUCCUUGCGUCAGAAAACCUGAGACAAAUUGCGAUCGUCGCUAAGGUAAGCAAAUAGUUAGGGCAUCAUCCUUGUUGAUAUUUUAAAGAGAUUUAGGCUUUUCAACAUGCUGUCCCGUUGGGGGGCUUUUUCAUUGUUCUCAAGCAUAUAGGCACUAGGUUAUCCAAUUUAUAAAUAUCAAAGUUACAGGAAAAUUACUGUGUAUAUAGAAAAUCGUCUACUUUAGGUUUUGUAAAUAUAUUGCACGUUAGAAUAAUGGUCUGCAAAGCAAAAUUAUUUUUAAAACCUUACAAAUGCGCUGGGUACGCACAACAUAUGAAUUCCGAAUGAAAGUAGACUUAUAAUCAACUAGUUGAUGUAGAUAAUGUUUCACCAGGGUUUUGAAUAUGAUUUUUUAUGCUAACUUUAUUUAAUCAACUGUGUUAAUCAGAACAAAAUAGAAUUUAUGAAUGAAUUGUUAACUUUAUGUGCAUGUUAUGUUAUUAUUUAUCCGGUAUGAUUAACAAUUUGUCAACUAGUUUUCUGUCUGUGAUCUUAGUAGCGUUUUUUAAACAAGAAUAAAUAUAAUUAAUGAGAAAUGAAAUCAGCAAACGUUCUUUGAAUGAUA